Molecule: messenger RNA, 1442 nt
Organism: Scylla paramamosain (green mud crab)
Lineage: Eukaryota; Metazoa; Arthropoda; Malacostraca; Decapoda; Portunidae
Product: peroxisomal sarcosine oxidase-like
Exons: 10
Coding region: 125-1267 (380 amino acids)
Cellular component (GO): peroxisome
Molecular function (GO): flavin adenine dinucleotide binding; sarcosine oxidase activity; L-pipecolate oxidase activity
Source: RefSeq, a predicted model, not a curated record
CCGGGAAAAAUUUUGACCUGGGAGCGAUCUGGCACGACAACUGUCCGGCCUCGCUCCGCUCUCAGCCCUCUUCUCUUCAUCUGCAGUCACUCGCCAGCCGGCUUCAUUCCCACGCGUUGUCGCAAUGGCUCCAGAAAAAGUGGACGUGGUUGUGUUGGGCGCGGGCGUGAUUGGGUCCUGCGCCGCCCUCAGUCUCCGCCGGGCAGGCCAGAACACUCUUCUCAUCGAUCAAUUCCGUCUGCCUCACAACAAUGGAAGCAGCGGCGGCCAGGCGAGGAUCAUUCGUCUGGCCAACGUGGGGCCGCCGCAGCUCACCCCCAUCAUGGACGACGCCUACAAGCAGUGGCUCCAGAUAUCAGAUUUGGUCAAGGAGGAACUGAUAAGUCCUGCUCCGCUGCUGCACGUGAGCCGUUCAGAAGAGAAAAUCAAGCAGGCGGCGGCCUCGAUGGAGUUGGUAGGAAAGAAACCUGUGUGGCUCACUUCCGCCCAGACCAAUGCCAAGUACUCGACUCGCUUCACUGAUGACUUCAUGAUAUUCGAGGAUACGACGGCAGGCGUGAUGCGAGCGGACCGCUGCAUCGCCGCUGUGCAGAGACUGUACCGGGAGGCUGGGGGCCGGGUGCUGGAUGGGUGGCCUGUUACCAAGGUGGAAGCUGGGCGGCCCUGGCUCAAGCUGAAGGGGCCGCGCGGGGAGGUGCAAGCCCGCGCCCUUGUCCUGUGUGCCGGGCCGUGGGCUGCCUCAUUGCUGGAGUCAUUCGGCGUCCGUCUGCCACUUAGGACAGUGCGCACCCAAGCUCUCUUCUGGGAAAACAAGAAAUUCCCGCAAGCCAGCUUCCUUGACUUGAGCACCAAAAACUACCACUACGGCCUUCCAGCCCUGGACGCCGACGGCCGCUACAAGAUGGGUAAACACGCCGGCGUCGUGACCCUUCCUGGCACUGAAGUUGACCUGAGUGAGCUGACGAAGGAGACCAUCCCUUUCAUCAAUAAGUACUUACCCUUUGAAGCCGAUAAACCAAAUGGAAAGGAGUAUUGCUGGUACACGGUGAGCCCAGACGGCGAGUGUAUCCUGGACCGCUGUCCCAAACACCCGAACAUCGUCUACGCCACAGGAUUCACAGGCGCGGGAUUCAAGCUGGGACCCACCGUUGGCGACAUCCUCACUGGCAUGGUACUCGGGCGGGACCACGGCUUCGAUGUCUCCCCUUUCGGCGCCGCCCGUUUCGCCGACUUCAAGACCCAGUAUCGCCUGCACAGCAAGUACUGAGCAGGCUGAUGAAAUGAGGCUUCCUUGGUAUAAAGGAAGAGAGGCACUGAUGAAUGAUAACGCCUCAGUACAAGCCCAUGUGACUAUGGGGGCGGGGAAUUAUGAACAUAAAUUUACUUUUCAAGGUAGCUCUGACUAUGAUUCUCGCCAAGGAUAAUAAACAUAAUAUUCUAAA